CUUCACUUCCUCAUUACCAUGAGAUACCUCACCAGUCACUGGAGUCAACUCAAAAAAGUCUAACAUAUACAGAGAAGAGAAAUUUCGAAUUGGCUAUGGAGUUCAAGGGUGACUCCGUUGUGGCGGAGGAUUCCAGACAUGGAUAUUUCAUGAAACAAGCCUUGUUGAUGGGUGAGAAGGCUCUUGAGUCAGGCGAAACCCCCGUUGGCUGUGUUCUAGUGCACAACGAUCAGAUUGUGGGGUUUGGUAUGAACGACACAAACAGAUCUAUGAAUGGAACGAGGCAUGCCGAGUUUAUAGCGAUUGCAGAGAUGCUCCAAAGCUACCCUAGGUCAGCAUUGCAAUCUACUGAUCUUUACGUUACGGUUGAACCCUGUGUGAUGUGUGCUUCUGCCCUGAAGCAGUACCGCAUCCGCAGUGUGUACUUUGGGUGCGCCAAUGAUCGAUUUGGAGGCACUGGAGGUGUUCUUUCAUUACAUUCCGACCACUCAAUUGACCCAUCAUACCCUGUCUACGGUGGGUUGUUUAAGGAAGAAGCAAUUAUGUUGCUCCGCCGUUUCUAUAUACAGGAGAACGAAAAAGCUCCUAACCCCAGACCGAAAAAGAAUCGAGAGUUGAACACCAGAUUCAAAAAUGGCAAUGAAGAAGCGCCACCAACCUGGUAGGCCGCAAGGCUCGGAUUCGGGGCGUCUCCAAACAUCAUUCUACUACGCAAUACCCUCAGGGUUAGAUUGAACCUGCUUCGGAUACAACCGGGAAAUAAUUAGUUCCCAGGGCAUCUCCAUAUAAAUUUGAAAGUGUCAAGGUUGAACAGAACGGGAAUCUGUAUU
Molecule: messenger RNA, 830 nt
Organism: Penicillium samsonianum
Lineage: Eukaryota; Fungi; Ascomycota; Eurotiomycetes; Eurotiales; Aspergillaceae
Product: nucleoside deaminase
Exons: 5
Coding region: 96-665 (189 amino acids)
Biological process (GO): tRNA wobble adenosine to inosine editing
Cellular component (GO): cytoplasm; nucleus
Molecular function (GO): tRNA-specific adenosine-34 deaminase activity; zinc ion binding
Source: RefSeq, a predicted model, not a curated record